AUGGUGCCGGAAGUUGAUAUCUACAAAUCUGAGCCCUGGGAACUUGCUGACUAUACUUCAGUGAAAUCAAGAGACCUAGAAUGGUACUUCUUCACUUCUACAGAUAAGAAGUAUGCCAAUAGUUCUCGAGUAAAGCGAUCCACUGAACGCGGAUAUUGGAAAGAAACUGGGAAGAUCCAGGAAAUAAACCAUAAGUCUGAGAAGAUAGGGCAGAAGAAAACCCUAGUUUUCCAUAGUGGCCGAGCCCCUCAUGGCAUACGCACUAAUUGGGUAAUGCACGAAUAUAAACUUUUGGAUCAACAAUUGCAAACAACUGGAGUAGCACAGGAUGCAUUUGUGCUAUGCAGAAUUUUUGAAAAGAGUGGUAUAGGACCACCACUGGGAGAUUGUUAUGGACCGUUUUUCGAAGAAGAAAGGGAAGAAGAGGAAUCCCUCAUUGUUCCCGGUCGAGACACAAUGGAUGAUAUCGCAAAUGAUGAUGAAACUUGCGCCGAAAGAAACAACACUAUGCAGAUGGAUGCUCAAAUGAUCCCGGUUGCAUGCAAGAAGGUAAGAUCAGAAAAUGGUGUUUUAAAUUCUGAACUUGAGCUCGAAACUCUCACACUGUUUCACCACAAAACAUCAAAAGGAAGUGGUCCCAAUUCUAGCAAUGCAAAUGGUUCCCAGGAUUCAACCAUGUCAAGUCAAGGUCAAACAACAACAAACCUUUUGUCUGCACUUGUUACAACUAAAGAAACACAUCCUCCAGCCACCCCACCUUCAUUUGACGCUUCUGCCCUUGAGAAAUCUUUGCCUCCUGGGUACAUGGAGCUUAUACGUGACAUGGAGAACAAGAUCCGAGAUGUUUCAAUGGAGAAGGAUGCCUUGAAGAUUGAAUUGAUGCAGGCUCAGACAACAAUCAACGUUCUUCAUUCUCACAUUGAUCAGUUGAGCAAGGAGAACACUGAAUUGAAGAGGGGCGUUUAG
This is a messenger RNA of Lactuca virosa, 966 nucleotides long. The record is from the annotation of a GenBank genome assembly. NCBI's taxonomy places the organism in Eukaryota, Viridiplantae, Streptophyta, Magnoliopsida, Asterales, Asteraceae.